Molecule: messenger RNA, 1252 nt
Organism: Stegostoma tigrinum
Lineage: Eukaryota; Metazoa; Chordata; Chondrichthyes; Orectolobiformes; Stegostomatidae
Product: probable G-protein coupled receptor 139
Exons: 2
Coding region: 48-1205 (385 amino acids)
Biological process (GO): G protein-coupled receptor signaling pathway
Cellular component (GO): membrane
Molecular function (GO): G protein-coupled receptor activity
Source: RefSeq, a predicted model, not a curated record
AUCAAAGGCAUUGAGAGAGAAGAAACAUUGAUUUCGAUGUUACUGCAAUGGUGCAGAGACUAAGCUUCGAUUGGGAUGUUAUAACAAUGAUUCAACCACUAAAUACGAUAGAUUGGACUGUCACAGAAGUUCAUCAGAAUCUGAAAAAAACAGAUUGGCAAUUUGCAACAAUGAACAGAAGUCUCACCAUGGCACUUUACCAUCUUUCGACAAGGUACGAUGAACUGCCUUUAAGACAUCGAAUCAAAUACGUGCUUCGGGUUAUUCAAGCAAUUUACUACCCCAUCCUCACUAUCUUUGGUCUUGCUGUUAACAUUGUCACGAUUGUCAUCCUCUCUCAGGCAAAGUGUGGUCUCUCAAGAUGGAUUACCCGUUACCUGGUAGCCAUGUCAGCGGCAGAUUUACUCGUUGUUAUCCUCGAUCUGAUGUUGAGACAGAUUCCAAUUGUUUUUAGGAAACAAUUCGUUUUUCUAAUGUCUGUUCCUUUGUGCAAUAUCCAUGCUGUCCUGCUGUAUACAGCUGUUGAUUGUUCUGUAUGGUUCACCGUCGCUUUCACCUUUGAUCGUUUUGUAGUUCUUUGUUGCCGCAAGCUAAGAAGUAGAUACUGCACUGAGAAAACAGCGGCUGCAAUUCUCGGAGCAAUGACUGUUUUGAGUGGUUUGAAGAAUAUAUUCUGGUAUUUCAUGUUUACAGGUCUGUAUCGGCUUCAUAAAGAACCCUGGUUUUGUUUUGUAUCAACAGGUGUUCAAUUCUCUUUGGUCUGGGGCUCCAUCGAGUUUGCUCAUUAUAUGCUGACCCCAAUUAUCCCAUUUAUCAUUAUUUUGUUAUUGAACGCAUUCACAGGAAAACACAUUUUAAUGAACACCAACCUCCGCAAGAGAAUCUGGACUCGCACAAAUGUAGUAAAUGCUAGAGAUACAGAGAUGGAGAACAGAAGAAAUUCCAUCAUUUUACUCUUCUUAAUCUCUGCUAAUUUUAUCCUAUUGUGGUCACCACUAUUAACUUCUACAUUAUGGAUACGGAUGAGGUUGUUGGGGUAUGCCGUACGGCUAAAUCAAUAUUGGCGAGAUAUUGGCUUCAUGUUGCAACUUUUGAGCUGUUGCACAAAUACUUGUAUAUAUGUGGUGACACAGAAAAAGUUUCGAAAGCAGUUGAAGAAUGUUCUACUGUACAUAUGUACUCGACUAGUCCAAACCAUCCAAUGACAUAAUUUUAAACUCGUUGAGGGCCGGAAGCAUUUUUUGAUUGUACA